This is a messenger RNA of Acanthaster planci (crown-of-thorns starfish), 4308 nucleotides long. RefSeq lists its product as uncharacterized. Lineage: Eukaryota; Metazoa; Echinodermata; Asteroidea; Valvatida; Acanthasteridae. The record is from RefSeq and is a predicted model, not a curated record.
CCCAAUCUACCCCUGUGAUUGGACGUUGUCACGGUUCACCUCAAUAUCACAAUUACCGCCCUGUCCCGUUGAAACUUCAGACUUGAACACUGUUAGUUGGCUUUGCAGCGCAGCCAUGUUGGUCAUGCACCUGUAAAAACGAUCUACAUACUUGUAUCAGUUCGUCGAAGCUGGAGAAACUUAGAAAAUGUAGGAGGCCCCUUGGAACUGAACUCCCAAGUGAUUUUAGACAGAGCUAAGACGAUCUUAAGGUGUUGUGGAGCCUCACAGGAGACCAGAAUCUACUCGAAGUUGAAGAAGAAAGUUUCGGCCAAAUUUACGAGAGCAGUUUGAGUGGGUUUGCGCAACGCUACCGACGAUGAGUAACGUGGUGUACGUGCGACAGGGCCGGAACCGACCGACCGUUCGAUCGCGGGGAGCCCGGGCGCGUCCCAGGUCCUUAUCUCGCUCCCCGACCCGCCUAAUCCUCGCCCCGGCAAAUCGCAGCCAGACCCUGGAUGACAUCGGCGCGGGUCGCACCCUGCCCGGCCGACUGAAGCUGCAGGUCCGCGGACCGGCCAACGGCAUUCGGGCCGGCCCCAACCGGCGGUCCGACGGCAGCGAGGCCGGCGUCGCAGAUGGGGACCCAGACCAUUUCUCCGAGACCUUCUUUAGGCUCGUCUUCCUGGGAGCGACGCGACUAAAACACUCAGAACCUGGAAUCUUAGAGUUAAACGCCCUUGUGGAGGAGAUCAGAUGUCGCUCCAUGGUGUACAAGGAACGAGGAGUUGCCAUCCCUUGCUAUACCAUGAAUAUCAACACUAAGAACAUAGCACUUUUAGAAACGCAGACCAGAGAUCUUCAGCAGAUCCCUAUCAACCGAAUUCACUUCGUGGCAGCCGACCCGCGCUGUCCAAACGUCUUCUCACUUGUAGCCCGCGGUCGCGGCAACCGUUUCUUCUGCCACGUCUUCGAGUGCAGCAAUCACUGGCAGUGCGACUCAAUCACCAAGACAGUGUCGUUGGCGUUCCGCCUCGCGUACGAAAAGUGGAUGCGCGUGGAGGAGAACCAGCGCCGUGUGGAGGAGCGCAGAGCCCGGGAGAUGGACAUGGGUGGACUCGAAUACUUUCAGGAGUGGGAUGACCACGCCCCUCGCGGCAUGCCUCUCUACAACAUCUCAAGCUACUACAACUCAGGAUCGUCCCGUCCCCGACAGUACCUGCGACCCCACGACGAGAUGCCUCGACUGCCCGACCGCCUGAUUGUCUCCCGGGGCAAUAAUCGCGAGCCAGAGUCCGAGCCCUACUCGGUGCGGUUCACCUUCGACGAGGACGACUACGACGAUUCGCCUCAGGAGGAGGUGUACGUCCGACAAGAAGCUGGCGGGCGCCGUGGCCGACAGCAGCCGGUGGUGUACGACAUUCGCCCGGACUGGGAAUAGCUUGCAGUCAGAAUCCGUGACAAAAACCCAUAGGAUUUGAUUUUGAGAGGUUACAGAUUUGUUGGUGGCGCAAUUGUGUAAUGCACAACCUUUACACCAGGCUAAAGUUACCAAAAAGGGCAAAAAUUUUGUCGUUUGCUAUAGAAAUAAAAUCACCUUCCAAAGCUUUCUUCAAACGAACGUGUAGCUCAGCUCAGCUUGAUCUACAUGUACAGUACUUGUAUACAGUUUGCAGUGCAAGCUUUUGAAAACCAACGUCACAGCCUUGUUUAAAGGUGAGGGGUCCACAAUAUAUUCAGAAUAUUAUAUGUAAUUGUAUAAAAUAUGUACACAAAUAUUUUUGUCAUACUCGUUUAGAUUAGCCUUAUUAUGCUCGAAAGAAGACAUGAACAAAGUUUUUAUUCUUCCGUAAAGAUAGAACAUAUGCAAAGUAUACAUCAGUUCUGAAUAUACAUGUACUAGUAUACACCAUAAGACUGACUUGUAGUGAUUCACUUCUGUAUAAUGCGUUUCGAAGCUGCAAAUACAUAUAUGGUACCAAUCAGCGCUGCUUGAGCCCAAGAGGCCCUAAAGAAUUUACUCUGCUUCCCUUUGCGGGAAAUUGUGCUCUGAUUAUUCAAAUACUCUGUCGUCAGUUAGUUAGGUGCCAGGCUAAGACCGCAAAGCCACGAACUUGAGGCCGACAAAAGGUUUUUUUUACCGAAACCACUAUGAAUAAACAUGAGUGCACGUACUGACAAUCCGUUGGUACCCGAAUGCCAUUGGAUGGCUUCAUUUCGGUAUCAAUUAUUCAUUGCCUCACCCACUUCGCGGAACUAUUGUGGACGUUGUGUCUCUGGCUUCUUUGUGUUGUAAAUUGUGUUGGAAAUAUUAAGCAGUGCGCAAUUCCAUAAAAUUGCAUUACAGCCCUUCGAUUUCACUAUGAAUGCUUAAAAUCAGACGAAAUGACGUGUAUAUAAUACGUUGAAUACAGCUAGCCUUUUUUUUUUAAGUUAGCGUAAUGAAUAGCCGUAGAGGUACUACCAUUGACUAUCUGUUAUUAAGAGCAAAGUGUAGACCUAAGUAUUUGACACCUUGACUCCUUGAUGAAUUUGGAUUAAAACAAAAUGCACGAGACACAAAUUUAUGGGAUACAUUGAUGAGGACAACUAUGUACAAUGUUUUAGUGAAUACAUGUCAAGGACAAUUGCCGAUGGAUUCCUACAGCUAACUAUUGUAAAAGAAACUGGAGUAAAAAUGAAUUUAUGGAUUUACUGAAAACAUGCAUGCAGACGAAUAGUGAGACUUAAUUAUAACCGUGGAAGGACACAAGUCUAUGUUGUAUGGAGAUUAUGGAAAAAAGAAGUGUUGUAGGAAAAAAUCUCGAAUCUGUGGUAUUUGCUUGACAAUACCUAAUGGACUGCGUUUUGGAGUGUUUUCAAUUUUAUUAUAUUAAAGACGGUUUAUAAAAGGGUUUGUGUAACAUGUAUGAGCUGAGAUAUUUACCAGUAAUGCCGCGUUUUUAAAAUGUUAUUGUGAAUUAAAAUGUUUAAACGGACCCAUAGCGUCUUGUUAAAGACUUCAUGGCUUCAUUACCGAAAUAUUUGGACCAAAUCGAUCGUGCGAUUGAGGUCCGUACAUAGCAGUCGAUUCUCUUGUAGAAUUAUUUUGGGUGUACACAGAAAGUUGUGGGACUUGAAGAGAUAUGUAUAUCACAUUUGACGUAGUUUUCGAAAUUGUACGAUUUUCAGCAAAAAACAAUAUUAUGAAAAUAAGGAGAUCUUAUACGGGCUUCCAUCGAGAAUAAUGUUUGAAUACCAUUUUACCAGCACUGUAGUCUUCUCAACCAUUCUGGGCCCACACGUGUGAUUACAUUCACGCGUCAUAGUUUAACUCUUAGAUUUGAACAAUUGUACAUAUUAUAUAGUACGUGUAAAAUGCAUGUAACUAAGAACCUUAUUGGUGUAUCCAGAAGGGGGCGGGGCCGAUGUAUGUUGCCGAUUUUUCAAUUGAAAGCCUUAGCAUUACGAAAACGGUACUGUACCACAUGAUCUCGGAGGGUUUGGGGGUUCUUACACGAGUUGAAAGAAGGAGAAAUAAUUGUAUCCGCCAUCCGGACCUCAGACCUUGAUACACUAAUAAGGAAUUGUGAGAAAGAUCAAAGAAAUUAUAAAUCUUAUCCAAUUUGACGCCAUAACUGCGAUGGCACCGCGCUCACAUUCUUCAGCUUGACGCGUGCGUGCAUUCAGCAAAUCACGAUACCCUAUUGGUCAAAGAGGCAUGUAACGCGCGCGUACCACCUGUCCAUGAACGUUGUGCCGCCGCAGUAAUGGAUUCGAAUUCUUUGCCAUAUAAGCAGACUUUCUAAUUGAACCUGUUUAGGUUUCUUGUAGUUUUUUUUUUUUUGGCAUGUUAUUUUGCUCACUUAAAUAAUCUACUGGAAAAGCAAAACUAGAGGAAACGUUAUCUGGUUCAGGAAAUCAUAAAGCAUUGUAAGGAUUAAUGACCAAAAUAAAGGCAUAUAAUCUAAAAUAUGUUAUGUGUGCAAAACAGAGCGAUUUAAAUUUCAGAAGUGAUACGAUGCAAACACGGUUCGUGUGGGCCUACUUGAAUGUGUAACUCUUGUACCAGUAUUUUUAGCAGUCAAAAUCACACAUAUCACAUUCUUAAACCGAUCUAGUCAUUCGACAAAAUUCAGUGAUGGUAAUUUGUUCGGAUUCUCCUUCGUGUAGAAUAGAUCUACGUAUGGGAUCGGAAAACAUGUAUUCUGAGUGUAGUUAACUGGAGUUUUGCUUGAGACCUACUUUGUCUAGCUUAAAAGAGGUUAAAAUUAUGCCUUCAAAGCUUUGCUUCGAAUAAACAUCGCUCGGGUGCCAUUUUGAGCAUGGUUAUUGCAAAAAUACCAAUAA